Molecule: messenger RNA, 2676 nt
Organism: Scutellospora calospora
Lineage: Eukaryota; Fungi; Glomeromycota; Glomeromycetes; Diversisporales; Gigasporaceae
Source: the annotation of a GenBank genome assembly
AAGAAUGACAUCCAUGUCAUGGAACAACAUCAUGUUGAAAAUGUUGAGGAACUUCCACCAGAAUUAGAAGAAUUACUUCAUACUGAUCCUAAACAUGGUUUAACCACUGAAGAAGUUGAAAAACGAUUACUUCAAUUUGGUCGUAAUGAACUUGCUGAAGUUAAAACAAAUCCUUUCUUAAAGUUUUUGUCUUAUUUCACCGGUGCUAUCGCUUAUCUAAUUGAAGUAGCUUGUAUAUUUGCUGGUGUUGUACAACAUUGGCUUGACUUUUCGGUUAUUUUGGCCUUACUUUUCGUUAAUGCUUUCAUCGGUUUCAUUGAAGAAGCUCGUGCUGAAAAUGCUUUAGAUGCUUUAAAACAAACUUUAGCUUUAAAAGCUAAAGCUUGGCGUGAUGGUAAAUUUGAAGAAGUUGAUACUGCUGAAUUAGUUCCUGGUGAUGUUAUUGGUCUUCGUCUUGGUGAUAUCGUUCCUGCUGAUGCUCGUUUACUUGGUAUAUCUGUUACUGGUGGUGAAACUGAAGGAACUCUUUCUAUUGAUCAAUCUGCUUUAACUGGUGAAUCUUUACCUGUUGAAAAAGGAAAAGGUGCUACUGUUUAUUCUUCUUCUAUAGUUAAACAAGGUCAAAUGUUAGCUAUAGUAACAAAAACUGGUGGUGAUACUUUUGUCGGUCGUGCUGCAAAUUUAAUUUCUAUCACUGUUGAACAAGGUCAUUUCCAAAAAAUUGUUAAUACAAUUGGAAAUUUUUUAAUUUUAAUUACCGUUGUUUUGGUCGGAAUUAUAUUUAUCUAUCAAAUGGUUGCUUAUCGUGGUACUGAAAAAGGUAAUUUUCUUACCGUCCUUGGUAACGUUUUGGUUCUUACUAUUGCUGCUAUUCCUGUCGGUCUUCCUACUGUAUUAUCUGUUACUAUGGCUGUCGGUGCUAAACAACUUGCCGCUAAAAAAGUUAUUGUUAAACGUCUUACCGCUGUUGAAGAAAUGGCUUCUGUAUCAGUCCUUUGCUCUGAUAAAACUGGUACUUUAACUCUUAAUGAACUUACUUUUGAUGAACCUUAUUUAUCACCUGGUUAUACAAAAGAUGAUAUUUUACUUUACUCUUAUCUUUCCGCUGAACCUGGUGCUAAUGAUCCAAUUGAAAGUGCUGUUCGUACUGCUGCUGAGAAUGAUCUUGAAAUUCUUAAAGAUCGUCAAAAUAAACAUGAAAUUCCUGGAUAUAAAGUUACUGCUUUUGUUCCUUUUAAUCCUACAACAAAAAUGACUUGUGCUACUGUUGCUCCACUUAAUGGUGAAAAAGUAUUUAAAGUAGCUAAAGGUGCUCCUCAAGUUAUAAUUAAAUUAGUUGGUGGUGAUGAUGAUGCUAUUCGUGCUGUAAAUGCUUUAGCUAUUCGUGGUCUUCGUGCUCUUGGUGUAGCUCGUACUACUGGUGAUGAUCUUGAUCAUUUUGAAUUAAUUGGUAUGAUUUCUCUUCUCGAUCCUCCUCGUCCUGAUUCUGCUGAAACAAUUAGACGUUGUAAUUCUUUUGGUGUUGAUGUUAAAAUGAUUACUGGUGAUCAAUUAAUUAUUGCAAAAGAAGUAGCUCAUAGACUUGGAAUGAAUCGUGUAAUUCUUGAUGCAAAUCAUUUAGUUGAUCCAGAAAAAAGUGAAGAAGAAAUUACUCAACAUUGUAAACGUGCUGAUGGAUUUGCUCAAGUUAUUCCAGAACAUAAAUAUCGUGUUGUCGAACUUUUACAAAAAAGUGGUCUUCUUGUUGGUAUGACUGGUGAUGGUGUAAAUGAUGCUCCUGCUUUAAAGAAAGCAAAUGUUGGUAUCGCCGUUCAUGGAUGUACUGAUGCUGCUAGAUCUGCUGCUGAUAUUGUAUUAUUAGCUCCUGGUUUAUCUACUAUUGUAGAUGGUAUCACGACUUCACGUGCUAUUUUCCAACGUAUGAGAUCAUAUUCCCUUUAUCGUAUCACUUCCACUGUACACUUUUUAAUGUUCUUCUUUUGUAUUAUCCUUGCUGAAAAUUGGGAAAUGAGUGCAAUUCUUUUAAUUUUAAUUGCUAUAUUAAAUGAUGCUGCUACUCUUGUUAUUUCUGUUGACAAUACAAAAAUUUCUGAACGUCCUGAUAAAUGGCGUCUUGGACAAUUAAUCGUCUUAUCAAUAGUUUUAGCUAUAUUUUUGACCGCUGCCUCCUUUGCUCACUUUUAUGUAGCACGUUAUGUUUUUAAUAUUGGAAUUACUGAUCAAAAAUUAGAAACUAUAAUGUAUCUUCACAUAUCAUCUUGUCCACAUUUCGUAAUCUUUUCUACUCGUCUUUCUGGAUUUUUCUGGGAAAACCUUCCAUCACCUACAUUCUUUAUUGCAGUUAUGGGAACUCAAAUUUUUGCAAUGUUUAUUUCUAUUUAUGGUGUUCUUACAGCACCAAUUGGUUGGGCUUGGGGUGUUGGUAUCAUUGCCGUUUCAUUAGUUUACUUUGUAGUAUUGGACUUUAUUAAAGUUAUGGUAUUUAAAUAUUGGUCAUUUGAAUUUACUGCAAAAGCUUGGCCAACAAAAGAACGAAAGACCAAAUUAAGAGAACGAGUAGAUCGACAAGCCUAUGAAGAAAAAGUUAAUCGAUCUAUUUCAAAAGUGAGAAAAGUUGUAUUGAUGUCAAAAGUUAUAUUAGCAUUUAGAUCUACUUUGUUGGAUUGGACUUUGUAA